Messenger RNA from Schistocerca gregaria, 2794 nucleotides. Its product is annotated as nicotinamide riboside kinase 1. Gene Ontology annotation, cellular component: cytoplasm. Lineage: Eukaryota; Metazoa; Arthropoda; Insecta; Orthoptera; Acrididae. The record is from RefSeq and is a predicted model, not a curated record. The transcript has a single exon. Bases 1 to 648 code for a protein of 215 amino acids.
AUGAAAAAGUGGCUUGUAAUUGGCGUCUCAGGUGUAACGUGUGGUGGGAAGACGACAGUUGCACGUUCUUUGCAUGAAAGCCUUCCAGGUUCAUGUCUCUUGUGCCAGGAUGACUAUUUUCUGCCUCCAGAUAGCAGCAAGCAUACAUGGAUCCCAACACUUAACCACAUAAACUGGGAGAUAAUGUCAAGUGUUGAUAUGAACAAAAUGUGGGCAGACAUUAAAAGAAUUACCCAGUUUAAUUUCCUGCAGCAUUUUAGCCAUUGCAAAAUACACGAAGAAAAAAGUAGUAAUGACCUACCACUGAUGAAUUUUGAAGCUUUAGCAGGUGAAUUACCAUUUCACAUCUUAAUAAUUGAAGGAUUUUUGGUAUUGAAUUAUCAGCCGAUUGUGGAAAUUUGUCACUUAAAAUAUUAUUUAACACUCACCAGGGAUCAAUGCUGGGAAAGAAGGAAAGUUCGUGUCUAUGAUCCCCCUGAUGUACCUGGUUAUUUUGAUGUGUGUGUUUGGCCUGAGUAUGAAAAACACAGAGAUGAAGUUUUUCAGACUGUUGCUGAUGUUCAUAUUAUAGAUGGUACAAAUGAUGUGAGGCAAGUUGUGUCUAAUAUAUUUCUUGACAUGAUGAAAUAUAAGAAAAUUACCAUGUGAACUAUUUGAUUUAUCUCUAAUUUUCUUGAGAUUCAUGUAGCAAUGACUAUUUUAUUGUGUUCACAAAACUUUCUAAGUCACUGUACAAGAAAUUCAAAAUUGAGAAAAUAUAACAUAUAAUUUCUCAAUGUACAGAUCCACAAACAAGAUGGAAGUUAAAUAAAAACUAGAUUAUAAUGUUGUGUUUUUAGACAUCUAUGUCAAGACAUAGCAAUUUUAACAGGAUGUUCUUCAAAAUAAAUAAUCAAUUUGCACAUGGAAUCAGAUUUCCCUAUUUCCCAAAUAUUUGUUUCCUUCUACAACACUGUAGUCCUUUGAUAAUAUCGCAGCUUCAAAAUUCUGUAAUUUCAUAUAAAGAAUGCAGUAGAUAACCCCCUUUCAGUCUUGAUGUGCAAUAUAAUGGGCAUGGCCUUUUACACAUGUUGUAAUAGCAAAUUAUUUCAUUCACCUUUUACACUCAGUAGCCUAUUUAUUGGACAUUUCACUUUUAGUUUCACAGUUCUUGAUGACCGAGCAAGUGGAGCUGCACUGUGAACUGAUUUCUGCAGACUCCUUGUGAAACCAUGCCAGAUGCAUUCAGUGUCUGUCAGACACUCGGGGGACAGCCUGACGAUUUGCCUUUACACAAACAAAUGGUUUCUCGAAAUUGUUCAUUCCACCGUGUAAUGCUCUGUGCUGUAGGGAGAUCCACACAUACCUAGCAUGAAAGUCACACUUUACAGUUAUUACUGACCCUCACUAUGCAAAAUGUAGAACACAAAAGAUUUCUGUUGUCCCGACACCGUUUUUACUAAUACUAAAGUGGGAGCACAUUGCUGCUACCUAGCGGGAACCGUGUAAAACAAGAAUUUGCUCUUUCCAACAGUACUUUGGUCACACACAUAUCUCAAAUAACAUAAUAGUUCCAAUUUUUAAAAAUAGGAUGAUUCUUUUGAUACACCCCUUACAUUGGUAUUUUUGAUUUUGUUUUUUUCUGAACACACAGCAGAUUUCGCAUCUGUAGUGAUGUCGUGACGAGAGACUGUUGCAGUGUCCCAUGCUUCCAAACAUACACUCUGCCCGCCACUCUCUCAUUGACUGCUUAGAACCUGCCACCUGACAUACCCUCUGUUAUUCCUGUCAGCCCUCGACAACAAUACUGUAAAAUAUGUAACUACACCACUGGACCCAAUCUAUACUUUUAGCAUAUGCUGCAGAAAUGUAUGCUUUUCUUGACUAUUUGUCAAAUUUUAAAGUCAGUUUGAUUCUGAGUUCAAAUUAAUUCAGGCAGACUGAAGUUUAUACAUGGUAGGUUUUCAUAAAAAGUCAAAGUACACAGUAUAGAUUCCCGUGGUUUGCAGCACGACGAAAUUUGCUACCCUCUCAUGUGGUCCCCUCACCCCCUUCCCCUGCUACUCAUUGUAGACAUCAGCCAACCAGGUGACAUUCUUCCCCCUCGAACGCUUCCAUAGAGCUGUGCUUGUGGUACAUAAAUAAAAGAUUGCAGAUACAAUUCAGUCCCGCAUUUAGCUGACAUCUGUUGGUACUACCUCUGCAACAUGUCUUUCUUCUGUAAUUUAUCAUUUCCGGUGUAAUUUAUUCUUGCGACAACAAUUGUGAUCAAUUUAAUGCAUUUUAUUUUGUCUGUUAGGUAUUUAGUUCUGGAUUAAUUUUCUUUCUCAUUUCAUCUGAAUUUCACCAUCUUGUUCUAAAGCUGAUUAAAAGCUAGUGUCAUUUUCCCUGGUAUUCUAAUGUAUAACAGUGAUGGAAUUUCUCAUUUGCAAUCCUCUUGGUAAAUUAUUGGGUACAGAAUCAAGUGAUGUUCUUGGAAGAACAAGAUUUUUGCCUUCGAACGUUACCUUUACUUAGAAACCAGCAUAAAUGUAUUUGUAUAUUGUAUGAGAGCUUUUAUUGCACACCUGUCCAAAUAAAACAAAAGUUUGUAAGUUGAUAGAAUCUAAUACUAUUGUUAAUUUUUAAGGAGAGCAUUAGGUUGUUGUAAUGGCUAAAUCAUAGUUACUUGCUUCAAAUAUCACAUGACUGUUCAAGCAAGAUCGAUAAUGUAUUGAGCACUUCUGCAUAUCAGAAACUCUUGAGCCUAUUCGAAUGAAAGUAUUGUUUACAAUACCCUUUGGAAUUCUUCAAAAUAAAUUUGUACGAAACUUCA